AAUUUUUUUUUCUUUCAAAGAAGCUGCAUCCUCUGAAAUUUUCGAUCCAUGAUCCCCACACACAGUCGCUGACUUGAACGAACUAAGAACAAAAGUGGAAACCUGGAAAAACAAGGGAUUGGAUCUCCAAUGGAUUCGAACGCCAUGGCACAACUCCAAAGACCUUCAACCGAAACCCCAACCCUGCUCGAUUCUCUGGGCGAAGAAAUCAUCAGAAUUGUAGCCCCAGUCUCAAUCUGCAUGUUCCUCGUUGUAAUCCUCGUCUCCAUUCUCAACACGGGUGACUCUUCCUUCUCCGUUUCCAGCAUCGCCACCAUUGCGUACACCGAGACAACCUCCGAUUCCUCCUGGGACAAGUUCCUAGGUGCCCUGCUCAACUCCCUCGCCUUCGUCGUCGUCGUCACCGUGGCUACCUUCGUCCUCGUCCUCCUCUUCUAUUUCAGGUGCACUGGCUUCCUCAAAAUCUACAUGGGUUUCUCCGCUUUCGUCGUUCUAGGGUUCCUCGGCGGUGAAGUUUUCAUCUUUUUGAUUCAGCAUUUUAGUACCCCAAUUGAUUGCUUCACUUUCUUGUUGCUUCUGUGUAAUUUUGCUGUUGUUGGUGUUAUGGCUGUCUUUAUGUCGAAAAUGGCUAUUAUUGUUACUCAGAGUUACUUGGUUGUUAUUGGGAUUCUUGUUGCUUAUUGGUUCACUAUGUUGCCUGAAUGGACCACUUGGGCCAUGCUUGUUGCCAUGGCAUUGUAUGAUCUUGCUGCCGUUUUGUUGCCUAUUGGUCCCUUGAGGCUUCUCGUUGAGCUCGCCAUAUCGCGGGACGAGGAGAUUCCGGCUUUGGUUUACGAAGCUAGGCCUGUGAAUGUUGAGAAUUUGGAUCCUAGGGUUGCUGUUGCUCAGAGGAGGCUGUGGAGAGAGAGGAGGGUUACCGAGAAUUCAAAUCUCCGGGGUGAUGCUAAUGUGAAUGUUAGUAAUAAUAAUGCCUUAGGUCUUGGUGCCAAUGCUGAGUUGAACCCUGGUUCGGAUUCAAACAGUAAUAAUCCCAGUUCGGCUGGGGAAGAUGCUAUUUUGGAUUCGAAUUUGGGUUCUAGUACUUCUUAUGGGAUCUAUAGUGACAGGAAUUUGGUUAGAGCUGAAGAGGGGCGAGUUCAGGAGACCAAUUCAGAGAUUACUACCCCAUUGAUUGGUCACGGAGUGAAUGUUCGGAUACAUAGCAGAGCAGAAAAUGUGGAUGCAUCAGAUGAGAAUUUGAUGUUGGAGGGAAUUGGAUUGGCUUCAUCCGGCGCAAUCAAGUUAGGGCUGGGCGAUUUCAUCUUCUAUAGUGUUUUGGUUGGCAGGGCUGCAAUGUAUGAUUUUAUGACUGUGUAUGCUUGUUAUCUCGCUAUCAUUGCUGGUCUGGGGAUAACACUGAUGCUUUUGGCUUUUUAUCAGAAGGCUUUGCCUGCUCUUCCCGUGUCAGUCGCACUGGGGGUGCUGUUUUAUUUCUUGACCAGGCUCUUACUUGAAGUGUUUGUAGUACAAUGUUCCAUGAAUCUUCUGAUGUUUUAAAGUCAGAUGUUAUUUCUUGAGUCUAGUGCGUGGCUAAAAUGAAAAAAUAUAUAUUCUAUGCCUAUAUAUAUACACUAGGGAAAGUUCUGGGCUCCUGUGUUUACUAGUAAGGCUUUUCAGAACUGUAUCUGUUCUUUCUAUUCUAUAGCACAUAACUUUUGAUGUCCCUCUUGGAUCUAAGAAGGCCCUCUUUGGAGACCAUUGGGAGAAGGGAAAUGGAGAUGUGGCAGAUUGAAUUUGAAUCCCCCACAUAAUAUUACCAUAGCCACCCUGGUAAAAGUUGAGCAUUGCUCAGCAGCUUUGAAGCCUUUGACUGAAAUACUAUGCGCUGCAGGUUGAGGAUCUGUGACCAAAUUCACUCAA
Molecule: messenger RNA, 1899 nt
Organism: Arachis duranensis
Lineage: Eukaryota; Viridiplantae; Streptophyta; Magnoliopsida; Fabales; Fabaceae
Product: presenilin-like protein At2g29900
Exons: 1
Coding region: 130-1536 (468 amino acids)
Biological process (GO): protein processing
Cellular component (GO): membrane; nucleus
Molecular function (GO): aspartic endopeptidase activity, intramembrane cleaving
Source: RefSeq, a predicted model, not a curated record